CGUCCGCGAGCGCCGCGAGUUGCAGGUGCCAAUGAAUGAGACGCACGUGGACGCUUCGCUUUCUCCUCGCUUUCGGCAGCGCACGCGGCGUCCCGAUGAACCCUCGCGCGCGCGGCUCCUCCAACAUACAAUGGAUUAACCGGAAAGACAUGAGCGCACGCACCGAGGACGGCGUGAGCCUGUGCCAGCGGGCUCUUCAGAUAAUCACCGAGCUGUGCCUCGCCGGCCACGUCGACCGGGAGAAAUGCGCGGACAUCUUUCCAACCGAGAGCAACAUACCAGGAUUUUCUUCCCUUUCUUAUACAUUUCCUUCUUUUUUCUCUCUCUCUAUUACUCUCUUCCUUGUGUGUCCCACACUUUCAUUGCUGCUGGCCUUUUCUGUUUGUCUCGUCUGUCUUUUCAAUUUUUCAAUUUACCCCAUCAUCUUUUACUUCUCUGCCUAUUUCUCUCCCUCUCUUACAUCUCCUCUAUUUACUCUCCACCUCUCCCUCUGCUCGCUCAACUGUCUUCCCCUAAACCAUUGCCUGUAGACAUCUCUGUAAGUCUUCUAGCUGUGCUCGUGGGUUUCUGUGGACUCGCCCUUUUGGUAGUCUCUCUCUUUGUGUUUUGGAAGCUGUGCUGGCCCAUCUGGAGAAGCAAGGCACUCUCCUCACACAGUGAGACCGUACCUCAAGGGGUUCUACCUGAGGCUCCAGCACCCACACCUCAUGUCACACCAUCACUUCCGGAGCGCCAGGCCUUACAGGCUGAGAAGCAGGAGAAAAAAGAGGAGGAGGAGGACCAGAAAAGGAAGGUGCCUGAGGUGAUGGUAAACGGUCGUAGUUCGGUGAAGUCGCUUGAGGCAGCCAUGAAGAUCAGCCAGACAUCUCCAGACAUCCCUGCUGAGGUGCAGCAGACAAUACGUGAACGCCUGAGUAAGAAGGCCAAGAUUCAGAAACAGAGUACUGAACCCACCUCCUUCUCCAGACACAAUUCCUUUCGUCGCCAUCUCAGACGGCAGAUGAAUGUCACCAGUGUGGACUUCACCAUGGACACUCUGCCAGUGAGGCAGUCCUCAGCAGUCAGCAUCGGGCGCAUAAAGCCAGAACUCUACAAGCAGAAGUCCGUGGACUCGGAGGAAGGGAACAAGGAGCCAGUGGAGACAUGUGGCAAGCUUAGCUUUGCGCUGAAGUACGACUAUGAGGAACAGGCUUUAGUCGUGCGCAUCCUUAAAGCCCUGGACCUGCCGGCCAAGGACUUCACAGGUACCUCCGACCCGUACGUAAAGAUCUACUUGCUCCCUGAGCGUAAAAAGAAGUUCCAGACACGGGUCCAUCGAAAGACACUCAACCCUACCUUUGAUGAGGUGUUUAGUUUCCCUGUGGAGUACGAUCAGCUGUGUAACCGCAAGUUGCACUUCAGCGUCUACGAUUUUGACCGCUUCACAAGUCAUGACAUGAUCGGCGAGGUAGUGGUGGACAACCUGUUUGAGCUCUCAGACCUGUCACGUGAGGCUGUGGUAUGGAAGGACAUUCUCGCCUCCACUACAGAGAGUGUGGAUUUAGGGGAAAUUAUGUACUCCCUCUGCUACCUUCCCACAGCUGGCCGUAUGACUCUGACAGUCAUCAAGUGCCGUAAUCUUAAAGCCAUGGACAUCACUGGCGCCUCUGACCCAUAUGUAAAAGUGUCACUGAUCUGCGAUGGUCGAAGGCUGAAGAAACGAAAGACCACCACUAAGAAGGGCACACUCAACCCUGUGUACAACGAGGCCAUCAUCUUUGACAUACCUCCUGAGAACGUGGAGCAGGUCAGCCUGUCGAUUAUGGUGAUGGAUUAUGACAGAGUUGGACACAAUGAGGUGAUCGGCGUGUGUCGGACAGGCCCCGAUGCAGAGGGUCUGGGUCGAGACCACUGGAACGAGAUGCUGGCCUACCCACGCAAACCCAUCACCCACUGGCACGCCCUGUGUGAGUGGCCAGGAAGGGGAUCUAGCUUCGAAAGCCAGGGUUCCUGUCCUUCACCCAAACCUCCACAGACUCCAUAAUUACAAUGAGACCCUGAAAGCCACAGAUCUUUUCACACUGCUUAGUGGCCAUGUUUUUGGUUUGUAUCACCAGAUAUCUCUUUUUUUUUUCUCUCUUGUUGUAGCUUGUAAAUUCCAUCAUUUUGCCAGAGGAUAACAUGCAGUGCGGGUGUCCUGUGUACACACAGAUAAUGUCACUGUCUUACCUCUAGAACUUGCUGAAUGUGGGUGGGUUAAAGGCAGUGGGUGAAGAAAAACACAUCUCCUGUGUGGUGAUGUGAUGGAAUGAGAUGUUUGACAGUCUAAUGAUACUACAUUAGUGACAUAUCAAAUGAUAGCCUUUAAAUUUUUGUCUUUUGCAUAAUAGAAAAAAUGAUGACAAUAUUUGAUGUUUUAAAUAUUUAUUUUUUUAAAUGACAAGCAUAAUAGUGGCAUGCAAAUUUUAAAAAUCUUACCUUAUUUUGUGUGUGAUUUGAAAAUUAAAAACAGCAGUGUUGAACCCUGAAUAUUCACCUGACCGAUGUAGAUGUCAACACAUAUGGUGAAAAUGUAUGCAAAUGUUUAUACUCCUGCUUUAUGGGUACAUAUACAUUUCUUACUCUUGUAAAGUAAAUCAUUCUUUCUUAACUUCCUAUUUACUACAAUCAUUGAUCACAUGAUAGAAGGGAACCUGGACCUCUCAAAAUAUAGCCUGUAAGGAACUGUUCAUCAAGAAACAGGUCACGGCUUGUCAUUUCUGUGCUUUUUUUCAAUUCUGAAGUGUGUGCAUAAACCAUUUUAACCAACAAAUAUAGAAGAAAUGGUAACGUAUGAAUUUAAAUCUACAAUUUCCUGAUAUGGGGAAAGACCUCAGGCAUAUGAAAGCAAUCCAGGGUAGUGGUGCUUCUUCAGUUUGACAGGAAUAAGAGCUAGAACCCAUCAAGCCAUAUGUCCAAUUAAAACCUUAACAGAAAAAAAAAUAAUAAUAAAGCGCAACAAGAUGGAGGGAGCAGAAAUCCUACUUUAGAGCGCACAUUUCAGGAAGCAUGGAGGAUUGUGAUGAUUCUGUCAUCCUCAUGACAACCUCAUGCUUUCAUCACAUUACAGAUUUUAUACAAGGCAGAAUUCACAGCAGCAGCUAAUGUAGCACGAGGAUUUAUUUCCAUAAGUCAUCAAAUGCACAACGAAGAUCCCCUAAAAUAAUCAUUUGUCUGCUACAAUCUUUUUUCAUUCCUUCAUGUCUACUAUCAACAAAUGUGCAUAAUCUAGAGAAUGCUGUUUAUAUCUAUAGAAGUCUUUAAAGGUCUCUUUUUAUUUAACACUUGAAAAAUUUUUAUUUUUCAAUAAUCGAAAUCAAAUGUUUUGAAAUUAAAUUAAAAUUUUGACAGCAGCGAAAUAUUCAGUUUCAUACAUGAGUAUGAGCUAGGAAUAAUGUAUUUUUAAAUAAAUAAAUAGAAAAAUCAAGAAAAAUAAAUUGAAUAGAAUAUGUUCAUUUUUAAUGGUGAAUUAAAACAAUUCUUGGUACUGAGUUCAGAUUUUGGGACGUUUGGUUCUGUCCCUUUAACUGUAGUUUUCUUUCCUUAAGACACAGAAUGUAAAAAUUAUUCAACGUUGUGUCCCCGAGGAUUAUUUAACUUAUUUAAAUUCAAUAUUUGGAAAAAAAAAAGGGGGCGGCAAAAUGAACCUUCACAUUUAUUUAGUUGAAUUUACCUCCAUAAAUCCUGGCAUAUGGAGUUAAUAGCAAAAUGUAGCUGGUGUUGACGUAAUUCAAGUUGUGUGUUUUUUUUUUUUAAACAACUAAGUAAGUACAUGUUUUGUAACUAAAUAAAAAGAACAGGCAUAUGGAGGACAUUAGACGUUUAGAAAGUUUGUUUUUCCCAGUGGGUUUCUCAAAAACAGCUGAUGCAGCAGUAAAACUAGAACACCUUGCAAUUAUGCAAAUUAGUCUCAGUAAUUAAAAUUAUAUGCAACAUUCUUGGACCAAAGGAAUAAUCCAGAAUAUACAUUUAUGAUUUUCUGUUCCCAUUCACCAUUGAUUUCAUGUUACCAUAGCAACACAGCAUCCCUAGUGUGAAUUAGUGAUCGAGAACCUGCGUAGAUUUGGAAAUCAUAUAAGGUCUAUGAAUUGCACAACUCUCACUCAAUUGGCUGCUAAAAGCGCUCUGUCUUUUGAUCACAAAUGUAAUGCAAUGAACAUGGCAAAUAUCUAAAGGCUGUGUACUGUUAACUUUAAUUUGCACAGUAGGACUACGUUUCUGCCCCAGUACAACAAAAAGUAAUACAUUCUUGUAGCAUGUUGAUACCAGUCUCUCUAUUUCCUUGCUAAGAUUCUAAAUAUGAUAGAAUUUUAAAUAUGAACUACUGAAUUUUGGAGUUCUCUUUGUAUUUGCACAUAUCCUCCUUUCCAGUGCCAACGUGCAUCAAUACUUGAGCGUAAAUACUUGAGUUUCUUGAAGUUAUGUUAAAGUGCAUUUCUAUGGAUCGUUUGGUGAUCAUUUGUACGAUAAUGAAACUUGUGAUCUUAUAUAACUUUAUACACAAUUUGCAUCUGUUGUGAAAUGUUGAAUCGAACUUGCUGAAAGUGCUAUUCUUUGAGGCCAUCGAAUAGUUCCUCAGUAAAAUUCAGUGCUUUUUGUCUUGUAUCUGGCAAAGAGAAAACGGUGUGCACUACUCGUCGUCAUGAAAUGUACAGUUUUGUGAUAACUUUUGUAACAUUCAGUAAAUACUGAAUAUUGUAAUUUUACUGUAUCUGUUUCUUAUGUACUUUAACUAAGUAAAUGCUGUUUGUCAAAAUGCAAUUCAUGAUUUUCUAUUUUUAAAUAUUCAG
This is a messenger RNA of Hemibagrus wyckioides, 4808 nucleotides long. It is a transcript of the gene syt10, whose product is annotated as synaptotagmin X. The record is from RefSeq and is a predicted model, not a curated record. Gene Ontology annotation, biological process: cellular response to calcium ion; regulation of calcium ion-dependent exocytosis; calcium-ion regulated exocytosis. The coding region runs from base 245 to 2023 and encodes 592 amino acids. Gene Ontology annotation, cellular component: membrane. Lineage: Eukaryota; Metazoa; Chordata; Actinopteri; Siluriformes; Bagridae. The transcript has 7 exons. Gene Ontology annotation, molecular function: calcium ion binding; phosphatidylserine binding; calcium-dependent phospholipid binding.